Molecule: messenger RNA, 1068 nt
Organism: Achroia grisella
Lineage: Eukaryota; Metazoa; Arthropoda; Insecta; Lepidoptera; Pyralidae
Gene: Rrp4
Product: exosome complex component RRP4
Exons: 6
Coding region: 140-1012 (290 amino acids)
Biological process (GO): TRAMP-dependent tRNA surveillance pathway; nuclear polyadenylation-dependent rRNA catabolic process; exonucleolytic trimming to generate mature 3'-end of 5.8S rRNA from tricistronic rRNA transcript (SSU-rRNA, 5.8S rRNA, LSU-rRNA)
Cellular component (GO): nuclear exosome (RNase complex); cytoplasmic exosome (RNase complex)
Molecular function (GO): RNA binding
Source: RefSeq, a predicted model, not a curated record
UAAUAAAUAAAAAAAAUAGAAUCCACUUGAAAUUUGUUUAUAUUUGUAUUUUUUUCAGUCUAAAACAUUUUUCAUGUAUAUAAUACUAAUACUCUCCCAUCAGUAGUCUUUUCCAUUUCAUAAAUACAUUAAAAUAAAUAUGACAGGUCACGUUUCAAUUAGAUUAGCCUCGGAAAGAGUUAACCAUUGCAUUCCUACGGCAAAUGAACUGCCUAGGUUUUAUACUCCUGGUGAGGUUAUAACUGGCAUGCAGGAUUUUAUGCGCGGUCAUGGCACAUAUGCUGAAGAUGAAUGCCUCAAGGCGUCUGUGGCUGGAGUAAUGGAUAAAGUGAAUAAAUUGAUUUGUAUUCGUCCAUUGAAGAGUCGAUAUGUUGGUGAAAUAGGUGAUGUAGUUGUUGCCCGCGUGCUAGAAGUGCAGCAAAAACGGUGGAAGGUUGAAACUAAUUCACGGCUUCAUUCAAUUCUGCAGUUAUCUUCUGUUAAUCUUCCAGGAGGAGAAUUGCGCCGUAGAUCAGCAGAGGAUGAGCAAAUGAUGAGGAAACAUCUGCAAGAAGGUGAUCUUAUUAGUGCAGAAGUGCAGAGCAUAUUUUCCGAUGGCUCCUUGUCUUUGCACACAAGAAGUCUUAAAUAUGGCAAGCUAUCUCAAGGCACAUUAGUAAAAGUAUACCCAUCAUUAAUUAAAAGAAGAAAAAAUCAUUUCCACAAUCUACCUUGUGGAAUAGCAGUUAUCAUGGGUAACAAUGGAUACAUUUGGAUAAGUCCACAAAUACAGGAGAAUAUGGCUGAAGAAAACGAGCAGAUUGUUAGCAGAACUGACAGAGAAGCUAUGGCUAGAGUAAAAAAUUGCAUUGCUGCAUUAGUAGCUUCCAAAAUGAUGCUGGAUGAUACUAGUAUAAUGUUUGCAUAUGAAGAAAGCUUGAAAUAUGACUCUGUAAAAGAUCUCUUAGACCCUGAAGCUAUGCUGGAAAUUGCAUUUUUAACACAACACAGAAUAAUAAAUAUUAUGGAAUAAGAGGUUGAUUUGUUAAUUUGAAAAGAAGUUGAAACCUAGUGCAUUGAAAAUAUAAG